UCUGCUGUCUGUGCACUAAAACUUCUCGAUCAACUUUUCUGUACGCCGACCGCUUGGAUAUACCUCUCGAGACAGCCCAAACCGCUUACCACCUCACCUCCUCCGCAGCCCCAAGAAUUCCUCCAUAUGGCUUCUGUAUACAAGUCGCUGUCGGCGACCAACGGCCAUGACGAAAAGGAGCGUGCCGAGCGCAAAAACAAGCAGCGCGUGCUCAUUCUGAGCUCGCGCGGCGUGACAAUGAGGCAUAGGCAUCUUUUGCAGGACCUGUACUCCAUGAUGCCCCACAGCAGAAAGGAAGCCAAGCUGGACACCAAGACCAAACUCUACCAACUCAACGAGCUUGCCGAGCUCUACAACUGCAAUAAUGUUCUCUUCUUCGAGGCCAGGAAAGGCAAGGAUUUGUACGCAUGGAUGAGCAAAGCACCCAACGGCCCUACUGUCAAGAUGCAUCUUCAGAACUUGCACACAAUGGAGGAGCUCAACUUCAUCGGAAAUUGCUUGAAGGGCUCCCGACCCGUCCUUUCGUUCGAUGCCGCAUUCGAGAAAGAAGCACACCUUCGAGUUAUCAAAGAAUUGCUGACUCACAUUUUUGGGGUUCCCAAGACAUCGCGCAGGGUUAAGCCGUUUGUUGAUCAUGUCAUGGCCUUCACCAUCGCCGACGGCAAGAUUUGGACUCGUGUCUACCAAAUCAACGAGUCGGAGCCUGGGAAGAAGAAGCCCACAGCAGAUGGAGAGGAAAUGGAUGUGGAUCCUGCGCCAAAGAAAAAGGGUGGAAAACCUGAUCUAGAUGUCAAUCUCGUGGAGAUUGGGCCACGUUUCGUUCUCACCCCCAUCGUCAUCCAAGAAUCGAGUUUCGGCGGACCUAUCAUCUACGAGAACAAGGAGUUCGUUUCGCCGAACCAAAUAAGAUCGGAUCUGAGGAGAGCCAAGGGCAGCAAAUACAACAGGCGUACCGAAGCGAUCAGGGAGAACAAGAUCAAGCGCGGGGAUCUAGGCCUCACAACACAUGGCGGUCGGACGAAGGAAAAGGAUCCGUUGAGCGACUCGGUGUUGUUUGCUUAG
This is a messenger RNA of Periconia digitata, 1062 nucleotides long. NCBI's taxonomy places the organism in Eukaryota, Fungi, Ascomycota, Dothideomycetes, Pleosporales, Periconiaceae. The record is from the annotation of a GenBank genome assembly.